Molecule: messenger RNA, 3879 nt
Organism: Recurvomyces mirabilis
Lineage: Eukaryota; Fungi; Ascomycota; Dothideomycetes; Mycosphaerellales; Teratosphaeriaceae
Exons: 1
Coding region: 1-3879 (1292 amino acids)
Source: RefSeq, a predicted model, not a curated record
AUGGUACCUUUCAUGAAGAUGUUCCUCCGAAUGCUGGCACGUAAUCCGCAGAAUCACGUAGAUCCAGGAUCACAAGGACAAGCCGGUAGCAUGGCCGCCCAAGGCUCAGCAGAUGCCGCUGGUAGCUCGACCAGUACGCCGAUAACAAGCUCAUCCGCGUACCUAGGAAUAGGCGUUGGCGUGGGAGGAGCAAUCUUGAUUGCUAUAAUGGCUGUCGGGGUCCAGAUUCUGCGCAAACGGGCACAACAUCGACGAGCCGUCACGGAGCUUGAAGAUCAAAGUGAGCACAUCACAGUGGCAGGCGCGAUGCAGGAAAUUGGCGAAGUACCGCGGCCUGUCAGUGUGACUCGCUGUGGUCCGCUACAUCCACUACAUGCGCAAGCUGGUUGGGGCGCUUUGUCUUCUAACGAGACGGUGCACGAGUCCGAGCCGAUUACUCGGAGAGGUGGUAAAAAGCGCAAUUCGAUCUCGUUGCCGAGACGAAUACGUGAGAAGACGAUCCCGCUGAAGCGACUGAAGCAUCUCUCUGCGAUCAUUGAAAGUCCUCGGAGCAGAACAGUAACAUCACCUGCACAUACGAAAACCCUGAACAAGACGACGACACCUGCGAAGUCGGCACGCACAUCAACAUCGACAAGGAAGAAGACGAUUCUUAUGAUCGCAGCGGAAGAUGAUGACGAAGAUGUCUUUGUCAUGCCUGGAAGCCCGAAGCCGCAUGUUCUGCCCUCUUUCGCCAUUCGAUCGCCAGGGAUGUAUGGUGCCGCUAUAGCAAACGACGAUGAUCGACCAAGACCUUCACGAUCCAUCUCGGUCGGGGCUCUCCAGAUACCCCUAUAUGUCGCGGCUGAUUCACUGACCCUCGACCGUUCCAGUAGACCACAGAUGCAUACUCGGUCAAUCAGUCUAGGUGGACCGCAGAGCCGUCCACCCUCGGGACCUGUACCGCCAUUGCCAGCAUCUGUACCACCCAAUUUGCCGAGGAAGAGUAGUGACGACACGAACAGAUGUGGUGUCUGUGUGUCUCGCAUGUCGUCAAGCAGCCAGGAAUCUGCCAGUAGCUCAGUAUUGGUUAUUAGUCCGAUCUUGAAGGUCCAUGAGAACGACAGAGCCAUCAGCUCACCCACUGUCGAACAAGUGAUAGCAGACGACGACAGUGCUCAGCUCAAGACUGUCACGAACAGACAAUGGCAGAACCCACUCAUCACUGGACCACGACCAAUGGAGAUACCACGAGUCUACGAAGACACUACCGCAGGCGCACGCGAGCGUAGCCAUCACCACAACGCGUCAAUACAUAGCAAUAUAGCCCGCUACAGCACCCUCUCCUAUCGCCAAUCUUCACCUAGCACAAUCUCCAGUCUCGAUAACGACGACGCAUUGAUCACGAAUCGCCUCUCGAUCCCUCGGAUCGCCACUGCAGAUCGCGUAAGUAUAUCACGAGUUUCUUCCUACAAUAGCCUCAGCCCAUCCGCGUCUUGCUCGGCGCCAGCAACAUCAAGUCACGUGGCCGCACAUGGUGCUGUUCAGAAGAUCACCACUCCACGCAAACCCGUCCGCACAAGCGGCAGUAGUGUUUCAGCCAACGGCUCGCCCGCCGAGAAACGCAAACCUCCUGUCCUCCGCGAUAUAAGCGGUAAUGCUAAUACUGGACUCACACCGUCGAGACGGACGAGCAAUAGUACUUCCCACAGCGCCCGAAGCAGUAAUGGCAACCCGUUCCAAUGGGACCAGAGUCUGCCUUUGCUCAAGCCUUCCGCUUUGAAAGGCAGCCCAAACAGUAAAGGUAGCCGAGGUCAUAAGAGGCAGAACUGUGUGAGGAUUUCUACUUUGACGCCCACGAUUCUAGGACCUCCAGUAUUGAGUCGAUCGACAAGCCCAAGUUUCAUGCAGGGUAUUGAUGAGGAAGAGGAGGACGGUGAGCAUGUGGCACCUGAUGGGGAGGGACAAGGGACUAGGACGAGGUCGAGGGCGCUGCCGAGACUGAGCAGUGGAAAUAGUCUGCUUGCUCCACGAUUGCAGGCCACGACAUCCACUAUGUUGUAUCAGACGUCGCUCACGCCUUCCUCCCCGACACUUAGUAUGUGGACUGCCUACCAAGAGCAGCAGCAGUCUACUGGUAUGGCUGAGAUCGAUCUUGUAGAGAUGCAGCCCUCAGAUUCGCACUUUCCUGCCUCACCACUAUCUGCAAAGGACCGAUCGGCUUCAAGACUGUCUGUACAGUCUUCUGUCAGUGGGCUGAGUAUACCCAUCUUCCCGCCACCAAGCCGUGCUACAGUCGGUGGUCUACACUUGCAGGAGACAGUACCCGUGUUCUGUCUUUCACGGCCAUCCACUGAUGACGAAGAACAAGAGGAAAGUGAUGUGGCACAGAGCUCGAGUCCGCCAAGACUCUUGCAUGCGUCUUUCGAUGAACCGCAUGGUCAAGAAUCACCAGUCAUACCAGAGAAGUCGGAGUACUUCCCUUCCAGCCCUCCACUACCUGUCAGUAAGGACGAGGAGUACGAUCCAGCCUGGCGAGGCCUUCUCCUCAUACCCAAGCCUGCACCUGAAGCAGAUAUGCUCGGCAAUGGUAAAGGAGUAGAGUACGAUCCGACGAGCCCUCUCUGGCCACCAACAGUAAUGGACUCAGAUCCCACCGCUGAACAUAGCUCACCAGCAUUCCCCUUCACGACCACUGCUAGCAACAACACAAUGGGAGGAGCAGAAGAAGAUGAACACGUUUCACCACACAGCAGGCCUACCACUUACGGUGGAGAUCUACCAGAUACACCACCUUGCUCACCUAAGUCCAGGCCAGUUGAUACUACGACCCACGUCUCCGACAGUACGCUACUGGCACAGCUUUCGCCACCUCGAGUCCGACCAGCACGGCUAACAGCAGCAGAGAAAUUGACAAGCGCGAACGCUUCGGUGAUCAUGGCUACGAUACCCGAGAGCCCUCCCAUUAUCGGCUUCCCGACCGCUGUGCCCAUCCUCGCUCCACCAAGUGAGGACACAGCACAAGCCACCAUCCCACUGCCGCGUCGAGGCCGCGCAGCGUCUCAUACUUCAUGUUUACGCCCUCUACGUCCCGCUCCACCGCCACCUCCAAUCCUCGGUCUCGAUACAACCACACCCCAGCCUCUUCACAUCCGCAACCCAUCCAAUUUGAGUCCACAGGGUCCAAGAAGUGAACCAGCCAAGUCUGUUCUCAAGUCUGCUACCGCACUUCGACGUAUGAAUUCCGAAAUCGAUGUUGAGACUCGUGGCGCGAUGAACAGAGCCAGUAGACAGUACGUCCGCAUGGGAAGGGAGGCUAGUCCUUUACUACCAUGGAUCGGCGCCACGAAAGUUGGAGCUGAGCCAGGCUUUGGUGGAGGUGUGGUAGGAGACGAGCGUAUGGCUGACCUGUUCGACUUUGAUUUCGGAUCCAGCAUGUCUGCUGGAGCGGAGAGGGAGCUGAAUGGUAAGAGUGCAUUAGAUGACGUCGAUUUCGAGGCGCUUGGAUCAAGGCUAGAUGGCGCAUUAUCUGGCUUCGAUACCGUUGGCCUCGUUGCCUCGUCUUCAUCGCCUCCGAUGGAUUUCAAGGAUGUGGAUUAUGGUUCCGGUGUAGAAAUUACCUACCAGUCGCGAAGCGGAAGAAGCGGAAGUGUGUGGGAAGAUGGCGAAUUAUUCUGGACUAAGCGCCCCAGAUUCUCUUUCACGCCCUCCUCACCACCUCUUGAUGUGAAUGUUACGCCGAUGAAAAAGCUGUACAGUGGUCGUGCUGCGGCGUGGGAGCGAGAAGGCUCGAGGACGCCGACGCAGCAGAUGGAUAUCUUGCUUGGGUUGGAUAGACCGAGUAGUAUUGUCAAGACGCCGAAGAGUCUCUAUGAUUCUGAUGGAUUUUUGAAGACGUAG